GCGGCCACUCGUAGACAAUAGUGAUCAUCUUCCUCUCCCUCCGGCAAGGGUUUCGAAAUGAGUUUCUUCUUCUUCUUCUUCCUUGAACGACAGAACGCCACACGCGUCCGGCAGGCCUGCUCGAGGUCGCAAAUCGUAAAGCUGACGAGCGGGUUCCGGUGACCCCCUGGUAUCGGACAACCUCCCACUGUUCUCACUCGGGUGGGUGCUCCAAGUUCACGCUCCGUCUCACCAAUUCCAAUGGCUUCUCAUGGCCAUCUUGACGAGGCGAGUCGUCACGCUGCUCAUGUAUGCUUGCACGGCUUUACUGGGUCGACAUUGUAACGGGAAUAAGAGGGCUUUUGGGGACAUUGAGGACGAUGAAGACGAUCUCUUUGGAUCCAAGAAGUUUCUUGCUACAGGGUAAUACAAAAGCCGAAGAAAAUGCUCCUGGUGCAGCUACAGGAAUGAUCUUGUCACUUCGUGAGAGUCUUCAGACCUGUAAGGAUACUCUAACGACAUGCCAAACAGAACUUGAAGCUGCAAAAUCUGAGAUUCAGAAGUGGCAUUCUUCAUUCCAAAAUGAGUCCUUCAUACCUUCUGGAACAUCUCCUGAACCCAAGGUGAUAAUCAACUACCUUCAGACGCUUAGAUCUUCAGAAGAGGCAUUGAGAGAGCAGCUGGAAAAGGCAAAGAAAAAGGAAGCAGCUUUUAUAGUAACAUUCGCAAAGCGGGAGCAGGAGAUAGCUGAGUUAAAGGUGAAUCUUUUGUCGUGGUUAUGGAGUAUAUUAGAAUGGUUUAUUUACCCUUUAUUGCAGUCUGCUGUUCGAGACUUAAAAGCACAACUCAAGCCACCAUCUAUGCAGGCAAGGCGGUUGUUGUUAGAUCCAGCAAUUCAUGAAGAGUUUUCCCGGUUAAAGAACUUGGUAGAGGAGAAGGACAAGAGGGUGAAGGAGUUGCAGGAUAAUAUUGCGGCUGUUAGUUUCACGCCACAGAGCAAGAUGGGUAAGAUGCUCAUGGCUAAAUGCAGGACCCUACAAGAGGAAAAUGAGGAGAUCGGGAAUCAAGCAGCUGAGGGAAAGAUGCAUGAAUUAGCAAUGAAACUGGCUUUACAAAAGUCACAGAAUGCAGAGCUGCUGAGCCAAUUUGAAGGUUUGAACGUGGCUCAUCCAGUCUCUUUGAAUUUGUACUGCUCCUUUUACCACUUUUUUAGCAGAAGAGAACCUUUACAUGUCAAUGCCGCAACCGAAGGAUUAUAUAAACACAUGGAAGGGCUCACAAAUGAUGUUGAAAAGCCAAAUGAAAUGGUGCUCAUCUUGCAAGAGAAGCUGGAAGAGAAGGAUCAGGAGCUGAGAAGAUUGAAGAAUGAGCGGCAGCAGAAAAAUAUGCCUGAUGCGAUGAGCAAUAAAGCUCCUAUUAAGGAGGAGAAUCAAGGUCUUGGUGACUGAGUGGGAAUCAAAGAAGUAAAUAUCAUAGGACUGUCGUUUAUCCUCAGUCGUCUUGUUUGUACAUUAUUAUCAUUAUUUUUUUCGUUUAUGUGCUCUUCACUAUCUCAUGAACGAUUUUGGAAGUUUGAUCGGCUUUGUUGGACUACAUGGUCAAGUCCACUGGGUUUUGUAGCAUCUGAGGGACUAGAAUGUUCAACGUGGUGUUUCUCCUUCUUGAUUUGUUUCGAUAAACAAGGGAUAAAUAACAUUAAGAA
Messenger RNA from Syzygium oleosum, 1681 nucleotides. Its product is annotated as FKBP12-interacting protein of 37 kDa-like. The record is from RefSeq and is a predicted model, not a curated record. Gene Ontology annotation, biological process: regulation of alternative mRNA splicing, via spliceosome. The transcript is spliced from 13 exons. NCBI's taxonomy places the organism in Eukaryota, Viridiplantae, Streptophyta, Magnoliopsida, Myrtales, Myrtaceae. Gene Ontology annotation, cellular component: nucleus. The coding region runs from base 291 to 1427 and encodes 378 amino acids.